GCCGUCCCCGUCCUCGCCGUCCCCUCCCGCUCCAUCCCCGCCGCCGCCGCCGCCGCCGCCGGGGCUCACGCUCGCCAGCGCCGUUAAGGACGAGGCCAACUCGGUCCAAGGGGGGCGGCCCGGGCCCGGCCGGCACCGCAGCACCAGCAGGAACCGGACGGUCUCCCCCAGCUCCGGCGUCGCCAUCUGCGCGCAGCGCUCCCGCUCCUCCCCGCUUAACCCGGGCCGGAGCUGGUAUCCCAUGAUCCGCGCUCUUCCCGGCGGCUGGAACGGCCGGAGCCUCCCAUCGGUGAUAGCCGGAGCCGGGAUGGGCCCCCCUCCUUGGAGACACCUUCGGGAUGCCUCUUCCCGGCGUUGGCGCAAGCGGGAUACCUCCGAUUCCAUGCGGGCUACACCGAAAGCUCGCACCCGUUGCCAGAAGGAGCGGUUGAUGUGGACGUAGAGAGCCCAAUCCAAGUCAUUCCAUAAGCGGAGGCGUUGGGAUUGAGCCGGGGAUAACUUGGGAACGUCCUCGGCGGCGCGGCCGUUGUGGAUGAAGGAGGUGAUGGCUUCCUCCGGCCAACACAGCGCCUCCCGCAGGAGAACCAUGGACUCAUCGAAGUGCUCGGCCACCAGGACCAUGGAGAAGGUUUGGUCCAAGGAGGGAAACCCCGCCCCGUCCCCGCCCCUCCGCGCACGCGCGGAGCCCGGGCCAAGAUGGCGGCAGCGGCAGCGGCAACGGCGGCGUCCGGAGCCGCUUCAUCCGCGGCCGGGAGCAACGGGGCCGGAGGGAUGGAGGUGGAUGGGGCAGCGGCGCCGCCGGUGAUGGCGGGGGGGGUCCCCGGCAGCGUGGCCGUGGCUCUGCACCCUCUGGUCAUCCUCAACAUCUCCGACCACUGGAUCCGCCUGCGCUCGCAGGAGGGGCGCCCGGGGCAAGUGAUCGGGGCGCUGAUCGGGCGGCAGGAGGGCCGCAGCAUCGAGGUGAUGAACUCCUUCGAGCUGCUCUCGCACCUCGUCGACGGCCACGUCCUCAUCGACAAGGAGUAUUAUUACACCAAGGAGGAGCAGUUCAAACAGGUCUUCAAGGAGCUGGAGUUCCUGGGCUGGUACACGACCGGGGGCCCCCCCGAGCCCUCAGACAUCCACGUCCACAAGCAGGUGUGUGAAAUCAUCGAGAGCCCCCUAUUCCUCAAGCUGAACCCUAUGACCAAGCACACGGAUCUGCCUGUCAGCGUGUUUGAGUCCGUCAUUGAUAUCAUCAAUGGGGAGGUAAUGGGGGGGGUAUAAAUGGGGUGGUGGGGG
This is a messenger RNA of Strigops habroptila (Kakapo), 1281 nucleotides long. RefSeq names its product COP9 signalosome subunit 6 (gene COPS6). The record is from RefSeq and is a predicted model, not a curated record. The transcript has 8 exons. Gene Ontology annotation, molecular function: protein binding; metallopeptidase activity. Gene Ontology annotation, biological process: protein deneddylation. Bases 697 to 1266 code for a protein of 189 amino acids. Lineage: Eukaryota; Metazoa; Chordata; Aves; Psittaciformes; Psittacidae. Gene Ontology annotation, cellular component: COP9 signalosome.